AUGACAAGUUUGUGUUCCACGUCUAAUUCCGUAACAUGUGCUUCGACAUCCCUAAAUUCGAUUAAUUUGGUGGAUACGUGGGGAAAUGGUACACUGAUGGUGACAAUGAAUUCGCAGUGGGCUUUUUUUCUUUCAACAAUGGUUUUGGUAGAUGGAAAAAGGGUAAAAAUUGUGAAGAAACACAGGCGUCGGUUCACGAGGCACGAAUCCGAUCGUUACCAUCGUUUGCGUCCAAACUGGCGAAAACCAAAGGGUAUUGAUAAUCGUGUCAGAAGGAGGUUCAAGGGACAGCGUCGCAUGCCGAAAAUUGGUUAUGGUAAUGCUAAAGCGACACGGCAUAUGCUGCCAAACGGAUUUAGAAAAGUAUUGAUACAUAAUGUUAAGGAUUUGGAUAUGUUGUUGAUGCAAAAUAAGAGAUUCGCUGGUGAGGUGGCGCAUGGCGUAUCAUCAAAGAAACGAAAAAGUAUUGUGGAACGGGCACAACAACUUAAUAUCAAAUUAACUAAUGGACAUGCAAAAAUCAGAUCUGAAGAAAAUGAAUAA
This is a messenger RNA of Brugia malayi, 543 nucleotides long. RefSeq names its product 60S ribosomal protein L32 (RP49), putative (gene Bma-rpl-32). Bases 1 to 543 code for a protein of 180 amino acids. Gene Ontology annotation, molecular function: structural constituent of ribosome. The record is from RefSeq and is a predicted model, not a curated record. Gene Ontology annotation, cellular component: cytosolic large ribosomal subunit; ribosome. Lineage: Eukaryota; Metazoa; Nematoda; Chromadorea; Rhabditida; Onchocercidae. Gene Ontology annotation, biological process: translation. The transcript is spliced from 4 exons.